CUCGUUUCUUGGUGUUGGAAGAAAAACAUACAGCAGCAUCCCCAUCAUCACCAGACGCCAGCGAUCAGGAAGCUUUUCUAAAGGUAUGGUCCAGUGGUGAUGGCACACUCUGAGCUGUUUGUGACGAGAGCGCCCCCUGUGGAGGGGGGAGCUGUGGAGCUGGAUGUUGUGAGCUUCUUGGACUCGUUCGGGGAGGAAAACAGCACUGCUGAGAGAUGCUACCGCGCACACUCGCGCAGCAGUGUCCUCCAGGGUCUGCCGUUUGGAGGAGUGCCCACGGUCCUCAUCAUUAAUGUGGUCAUCUGGAUGUUCCUGUUGCUCAUCUUCUCCUGUCUGAGGAAGGCUGCAUGGGACUAUGGACGCCUGGCUCUACUAAUGGAGAAUGACAGUCUCACAUCCCUGUUUUAUGGAGAACCAAGUGAGAAAGAGAAGUCUCCAUCAGAGUCCAGUCCCUCUGACUCUGACACCAAGGACAUGGGCUUCUGCUCGUGGCUCUCAUCACUUUACCAUAUGAAGGAUGAAGAGAUCCGUAGCAAAUGUGGCAUUGAUGCUGUCACAUACCUGUCCUUCCAGCGCCACAUCAUCCUGCUCAUGACAGUGGUUUGCCUGCUGUCUUUGGCCGUAAUCCUGCCGGUCAACUUUUCCGGUUACCUCCUGGGAGACAGUCCGGAAAACUUUGGAAGAACAACACUGGCUAAUGUUAGCGCAAAGGACAGCUUUCUGUGGCUCCACAGCAUCUUUGCUCUGGUCUACUUCAUCAUCACGUUGCUGUGUAUGGCUCACCACUCGCUGCGGCUGGAGUACAGAGAGGAUGAGAAGGUAGCAAGGACACUGAUGAUUACCUCCAUACCAAGAGAGAUCUCGGACCCAGAACUCAUCACCAAACAUUUCCAUGAGGCCUACCCCAGCUGUACUGUCACUGAUAUCCGCUUCUGCUUUGAUGUCCACAAACUGAUGAGGCUGGACUUAGAGAGGCGCAAGGCAAUGAAGGGCAGGUUGUAUUUUGCCACAAAGGCCCAAAAGGAGGGGAAGAUUGUGAUCAUGACCCAUCCGUGUGCUCAGAUAUUCUGCUGUGACAUCUGUGGCUUUGAAAAGGUGGAUGCAGAACAGUACUACAGCGAGUUAGAAGAAAAGCGGACGGACGAGUUUAAUGCUGAGAAGAACCGAAUCACCAUGAAGAGGCUGGGCAUCGCCUUUGUGACUUUCCGUGAUGAGAGAAUGACUGCGGUCAUUGUGAAGGACUACAGUCGCGUGCGCUGCCGUCGCAGACCCCAGCAGUCCAGCAUCACCACUGUGGUGCAGUCACACAAAUGGGGGGUCAGCUACGCACCUGCUCCCAGUGACAUCAUCUGGGAAAACCUGUCAGUGUGUGGAUCGCGCUGGUGGCUCCGCUGUGUCCUCCUCAACAUCCUCCUCUUUCUGCUACUCUUCUUCCUCACCACUCCCGCCAUUAUCGUCAACACGAUGGACAAGUUCAACGUCACAAGGCCUGUGGAGACUCUGCGGAGCCCAGUCAUUACCCAGUUCUUCCCAACCCUCCUGCUGUGGGCGUUUUCGGUGCUCCUGCCCUUCAUCGUUUACUACUCAGCCUUCUUUGAGUCCCACUGGACCAGGUCUGGUGAGAACCAAGUAACGAUGCAUAAGUGUUUUUUACUGCUGGUCUUCAUGGUCAUCCUCCUGCCCUCACUUGGCCUGUCAAGUCUGGACCUGUUCUUCACAUGGCUCUUUGAUGUCAAUUUCCUGGAUGAGAAGGACGUCAAAUUCCAGUGCGUGUUUCUUCCUGACAACGGUGCAUUCUUUGUAAACUAUGUGAUUACAUCCAGUCUAAUUGGCACAUCUAUGGAGCUGCUUCGCAUCCCAGCACUGACUGUGUAUGCCCUUCGCCUCUGUUUUGCCAAGUCCCAGGCUGAGCGCAUUCAUGUCAAACGGAGUCAGGCCUAUGAGUUCCAGUUUGGCCUGGAGUACGCCUGGACCAUGUGUAUCUUUGCAGUCAGUAUGACCUACAGCAUCACAUGUCCCAUUAUUACACCCUUUGGUCUGCUGUAUCUGAUCCUGAAGCACAUGGUUGACCGCUACAAUAUCUACUAUGCAUACGUUCCCACCAAACUCAACCAGCGGAUCCACAGAGCAGCCAUCAGCCAGGUCACCGUGGCUCCCAUCCUCUGCAUGUUCUGGCUGCUCUUCUUCUCCAUGCUCAGAUUAGGUCUAGUGCAUCCCAUCACCCUCUUCACCUUAGUGUCCCUCCUCUCUGCUAUUGCCUUUUCCCUCUUCCGCUUGUGCCUUAGGAAGCAACAAGAUAAGUCAACGAGCUACCAGAUGUCUGAUCAGCCAGCAGAGGGGACGUUCACUGAUGCAGACAGGAGUACUGUAACACCCACUACUGCCUCCAGUCUGUUUGUGGCGUCCGUGCUGCUGGAGCCCGAGCUGGCUUUGACUCCCAUGCCCUCCCCGGCCCACCACGGCUACGGCGCCAUGGCCAGCUCCCAGAGUUCAAGCCACGGCCCAGGGGAGGAAGAGGUGUGCGAGGAAGACCACGCACAGACCCAUGAGACUGAGCUCCAAGACCCCCCCGACCCCUACUGCUCCAGCCCACUCAUGGACAGCCCUGUGAGCUACCAGUAACACCAAAUCUCCCAAGCUGAUUCCACUUGUCCUUCACCUGGAGAACACAGAUUGCUAAAUGCCGCAAUGCAGCAUUUUUGCCACUGACCUCAGACUCCAACUUAGCUGCCUCAGACCCUGAAACUUGGCUUGUUAGACUGGACGAAGAACCCGAAGACAAAAGAAGAAUACAGGAGCAGUCUAUAAAUGUAUAAAUGUAUAGACAACAGUUUAACAAAACAUCUCCUGAACCUGUCGUAUGGAAAGAAACAUCCAUCUCAACAGAAAAAAACAUCCACCCUUAAAUGUACAGAUCAUUUUAGUUAAACUAUUGGAUGCUCCAUGACAGGGAACCCAUCUUCUUCUAUGGUUUCAUUUGCAAGUUAAAAAGGUUAAAAGUAAUGAAAGUGACUGGGGUGGAAUUGCCUUUCGGUAGCUGUCAGAGAUUCUCUGUCCAUGCUGUGCCACUUGUACAUGAGUGGAGGUGAAAGUUCCCAUCAGAGUGGGUGGUGUGAGCAGGCUCGCCCCGGCAGACUGACAGAGUGGUCUGGGCACGGGUGAUAUCUGGUUCCUCGGCAGCAGAGCUCAGGGAGGCUGAGGGUGAGGGCAGCUAGUUGUGAAGCCAUCUGCAGUGAGAGAGCAGACAGACGGAGGGCCGAAUGUAACUCAGAGAUGUACUGUAAUAUAUGUACACUCUCUCCAAGGAGGCACAAGCAGCUUGACUGUACCUGAAGCUUGUUGUAACUAUUAUGAAUUUAAGGUUGCUAUUUUUGCUACAGUAUUUUUGGUGUCAUUGAUAUUGUGCUUUGGGUUGGGGCAGGGGGCUACUGGAGAUUGGUUAAGGAUUAGCAGAGCUGUCCCAUCUUCAUCAGAGUAUUCCCUUAUAAUGCUGUUUUGGCUGUGUAUGUAAUGCAACUUUUAAUUUUAUUUAAAAGGAAUAGUUUUUUUUCCUACAUUUUGCACACGCUAAUUUCCUUUCUUGCCAAGAGUUGGAUGAGAAGAUUGAUACCACUCAUGUCUGUACAGUAAAUAUGAGGCUACAGCCUGCAGCCAUUCUUAAUGCUAAUCUAAGCUAACCAGCUGUUGGCAGUAGCUUUAUAUUUAGAUACAGUAUGAGCCUGGUAUCAGUCUUCUCAUCUAGCUCCUACCUAGAAAGCAAAUAAGUUUAUUUAGUCAGUAUAACUAUUAGUAAUGUGAGCUAUAGGGUGAUUAAAAGCACAUCCUGGAAUUAUAACAUUUUGAAAAUAUGCCAUGGAUUCUACUUUCUCCCAUUGUAAGACAAUAUGGAAAUCUCUAUACGAAUUUAUUCAUUUAGCUAAUUAUGUGAAAUACUGAAAGUAACUACAACCUGUUACUACUUAAGCAAUUAUCUUUAGUUUUUUGGUUGUGAAAAUUCUCAAAAGAAAAAGAAACUAUUAUAAGUUACCAUAAUGGCUCAACAUAAUUUAUUUGUAUUUAUUUGUUCAGUGUUGCUCAAAUAUUUCUGUGCAAAAAGUUUAGUUGUGUGUAUGUUAAUACACAUAGGCUACAAACACUAAAAUUCAAGCACCAUUAUAUACUUUACCAUGAUUUCAGUUGCAUUAACCUAUUCCGUGUGACACUUCACUGCAUGUCCUACUGUAUGUUGUACAAAUGAGGUAUGCAUUCAUAUCCUUAUCCUUUAGAUCAAGUGUGACAUGUGCUAAUAUCAUGGGUUUACAGUCAGUCUGUAUGUUUGCAAGUUUUGUAUUUUGGGGAUAUUUUUAUUUCUUUAUGAUGGGAUGAAACGUUUUCCCAUGAAACUGAAUGUAAGCUGAUCUUGUUCAUUAUUCAUGUUUCUUGCUGUGCCUUGAACAAACACUCCCUUUUCGUGUGACAAUCCAGCAUGGCCUGAAAUAUGCUGCAUGGACUGAAAACUGAAGAGCAGGAAAACAACCAAGAGAUUAAAAACACAAUAACAACAAACACAGAAACAACCCAGAGCAGUGAUUUUCAUUCAGCAGUUGACAAGCAGUGAGCUCAUUCCACCAAGAUAUUGACUGAACAAUCUUCACACAAGGCCCACUUAUUACCACUUACUUAUUACCACUUACUGGAUCUUUCAUCCUCAUCACAUGGUCUUCAACAACCAAUUAGUUUGUUCAGUUGUCAUGGAUCUGUACAUGUUCAAACUCUUUACUCUAUGCUGUACUUUUUAGGACUUUAGUCCUCUCAAGGUCCACUUACUUGCUUUCUCUGUAGCUUUAAAGAAUAAACUAAAACAGUCAACGUGUACAGCAACAUGGACAUGGAGUUAGAAGGUUUGAACAUCUACAGAUCAGUGACAACUGAGUAAACUUCCCCUGCUGACAAAGAUCAUAUCAUAUGGACGAAAGGUGUGGAACAAGCAAGUAAGCAGACCUUGAGUAGUGAUUUUUUUUUUCUUGUGUGUCUUUACGUCUUACUUUACGUUACGCAGUUCUGUCGUUUUUUAUAGAUGUUUUGUGUCGUGGCCUCGUUGGUGCCUUGCUGUUGAGUUCAGCCAAUAUCUUUUCAUUUCGUAGCUGCUGUAUUCUUUACUGCUGUACUUCAUAUGCUUAUUGAUCAUAUAAGCUGUAUGGCCAAGCUCGCUUAGUCCAUUUUGUGUUCUGUAUGAGGUUUGUUUAUUAUAAUUUGAAUCAUGUAAAAUCAUUGGCCUGUGAUAUGAAUUUGAAAAAAAAAAGACUUUCAGCCGUACUUUUAUAAAACUGAUGGUAUAUUAUUGCAUAAAAUGAAAUGUAUUUGCUCCAUUUUACAAGGAAUCUAAUUCUAGUUCCUCAUGCUGUAUAAAACAGAUGAAAGCUGGCAACAGAGAUGAAGUGGUCAUUGCAGUGAAUCAUGAAGUAACAUCUAUUUGGAAAAAAAAAACAUCAAAGACCAUCUCAAAGUUUCUGUCUCUGAACUGCCAACAUGUCCUGUGGGUUUCUCUUGCAGAAGCUUGUUUCACAGAUCAUUAAACGUACUUUCCUUUGAAAAAUACAAAAUAAAACUUAUUAGGGUAUUCUUAGCUCUAAUGGCCAUGCAAGGAGGGAUUGUCCAUUUUCAUGCUUAACUGGUUUUAUUGUAUCCUGUCACGUCUGUUCAUAUACUGUUGGCUUGGCCAUCCAAAGUCUAUUUGGAGGUAGGCCCUAUAUUAGCUUUCCAGACAUGUUCAGCCUGGUAUCACCAUUUGCUAUUGGUUAUGAAAUGUGUGUAUCAUCUUUAUUUUAUAUGUGAGCAGCCUGCCGUAAAUGUCGGUUGUUAUAUCUCCAAGAAGGUUGAGGGUAAGGGACAGACUGCAUUUGAGAUUGAUCUGUCAGGCUAACGAGUUUUCAUCUGUCAAAAGUAAAGUGCUGUGAUCUGAAAUUAAAAUUAA
Molecule: messenger RNA, 5953 nt
Organism: Morone saxatilis (striped sea-bass)
Lineage: Eukaryota; Metazoa; Chordata; Actinopteri; Moronidae
Gene: tmem63c
Product: transmembrane protein 63C
Exons: 23
Coding region: 100-2622 (840 amino acids)
Cellular component (GO): plasma membrane
Molecular function (GO): calcium-activated cation channel activity
Source: RefSeq, a predicted model, not a curated record